AUGACUUACCUGCUUAGAGAAGAGAAGGAAAACGCCUUACUCAAAUACAGGGGAGUAAAGAUCCAGGCCAGGAAACCAGUUUAUGACACCAAGCCCUAUAUUAAUAAUGAACUUCUAGAAGUUGUUCCAAGUUCAAAUCCCUAUUCACAGACUGACAUAGAAGAAGCGUAUCUGCUUAUGAAAAAUGACUGGAAAGAAGAUGCCACUGAAAUCAAUUUUUUACUGCCUGACUCUUUCGUAGCACUUAAACCACAAGCUGAAGAUUUAUAUAUUGCCGAUGAACUUGUUUUUGUUGAUAAUUUGGAAAAGUAUUGUAAACAACUUCCGACUCUACGUGUACUUUUGAGCAGACUAAAAAUUUUCUUAGUCAAGGAUCCUCUUUUAAAUCCUAAAGAAGAGAACUUCACAGAAGAAGACAUUUUCAAGGAAAGUUUUAUGUUUCAAAGUGACAUGGAAACUCAUGAGAUUGAAAAGGAACUGCACACAGUUGAAGAGCAUUUUUGUCAAGUAUCUUUAAAGGAUGCAGAGUCACUAAUGCUACCAGUUAUGUUAGAAUCCAACAAAUCAAACAACUUUAGAGAGAAAGCUGAGAUUCCAUCAUGCUUAGAACUGAAAAAUGUAUUAAACUUAACUCCAGAAGAUAUAGUGAAUGAGAGCACUGGAAGAGUUAGUUACACUUUAUGUCCUCAAAAUGAACUGGAAAUAACUCUAACUCCUCCAUGCAAAUCACAAAGAUCACAACUGAAUUCACUGUGUGCUGGACUUCAGGCAGAACCUAUUUCUCCUGUUAGUAACAGUAUUUUGAUUACAGAGUCAAAUAAAGAAUACUUAGAGUGCUUGGUGUGGCAGUCAGAGAAAUAUCAAAAUGCCAUGAAUUCUCUUUUGCUUGAAGAGCAUCCAGCUCCUGAACAUACAUGCCAACAUUGUUCAGUUACAGAACUGAAGAAGUUACUAUCUGUCAAAGUAGAAACACCAGUGUUAAGCCCAUUGAAAGCAGGCUGGUGGCUUUACUCGGGAUUAAAUCUGGUAUCACCAGAUGUUUUAGAGCAAUUAGUAAAUAUAGAUUUGACUAGUGCAAAUAGCCUGCUUCCUACUCAGGUGGAAACAUUCUCACAAAUUACAUCAACUCAGUUAGAAAGAUUGCUUGAAGAAAAUAAUUCCAUUAGUAACCAAGGAUUGUUUUCUGCUGGUGCACAUCACAAGGACAAAACAACAAAUCUACAUUUCACACCUCAAAAGAAAAACCAGUGCUCUCCAUUACAUAUGAAGGCAGCACAGUGUGGUGUCAUACAUGAUGCAAGUACACCUGCUGAAAAGCUAACAAGAGAAGAGAUAGAGCAAAAUAAGACAGAAAGACCAACACAUUUCCUAAACCAAGAGAAAGAAGACAAGAAUAACCUUGAAUCCCUCAGCUGUAAGGAAGUAUCUUUUGAACCAAACAGCUCUUCAAGAAAUGAAAGGAAUAUACCAGCUGAACUGACCAGAAAAUGUGAUGAUGGUUCUGACCUUUUGAGCAACUUCAUUAUGCUGAGAUCUAAGCAUGUACUUAUCGAAAAUGAAGAAAAGAAUAAUGUGGCUGGUCAAAAACAGGUUCUCAAAAAUGAAGAAGAGCGUUCACAAAUUCUUAAACAAGACAUUCCGGCUGCUUGUAAGGCUGUGCUGAAAAAGAAACCAGAACAGGAGGCUCAAGACAGAGUUUCAAUCCAAGUUCAAGCCUCAGAGGGCCAGUGCCAGGCAUACCACAUCUUAGCAGCUGCCGCCACCCCUGUUCUAAAAGAGUUGAUGGAUCUUGGCAUGCUUGCCUCAAAGAGUUGGAGGUUUGCUGCCAUUAAAUUUGACCACACUCGAUUCUUCUUAAGACAGCAGGAGAAAGUGAUCUGUGAUGAUUUUAAACAAGGUAGGAUUGAUAAGGAACUAAAGCUGUUCAAACAUGCUGCCCAAGUACACCUACUGGUAACAGUUAGAGAUCUCCUGUUAAUGUGUGAAUUGGACAGAGCAUUAGGGUAUUUGUCCAAGGCAAAGGAUAUCUAUAAAAGCAUCUUUGGUUCUUGUUUGGAUAAUAUUUGGAGACAGCUGGACAUCAUACAGUUUAGCAGGCAGAAAAAGCAUGAAACCAACCCCAAAUUAAUAGCACUUCACCAUCAUAUGUUAAACUGGAUGCAGAGUAAUACAGAGGAACAGGAGCAUAAGGUUUUAAUAAUAACAAGAAUGGACUCAGAUAGUGAAAAGGCUGCCCUCAUUGACAUGCUUACUUCAAUAGAAGGUAAAUGCUGCAUGUGCGUGUUCUUACGUAUAACAGUCAAGACAUCAAAACUGUUCCCCAGUCUAAUCUUUCUUAUAUCUUUGAGUACAUCUCAUCCCACUUGCCUCCUUUCAUACAUGUAUAUCAUUCUUCCUACUAUUCUCUUUUCCACUCCUGUUUCUGUGCCUCCUUUGACAUUGCUUGUCCUCAGAACAGCCUACCAGGGGCUUCUUUCAGUAAUACUCUUUAAAACCCAUUUUUCACAUAAAAUGUUUCUUGGUUUAAAAACCGUGGAUUUGAAUCCUGAGAAGAGAGGAGCUUUGUUAGAGUGCAAAAGUGUCAUUACCAGUUUAAAUAAAUGCUCCUGUGCUAUUGUAAAUUAUCAGUAUAUCGGAGCUGACUUCCCUUGGACGCAUUUCUCUCUAGUGGUGGAGUUUGAUUAUACAGAGAACUCUUGCUGGAAUAAGCUCUGCAAAAAUCUGAACAUUCCUUAUAUAACUUUUAAAACUACUCUCCCAGAAACUGUUGUAAUGAAAAAUGUUUCAGGUAAUCACUUUGGCUCCUUCCUUCUGGAUACUCAGAUUCCCUAUGUAUUUUUUACAUCUGAGGGACUUCUUAACUCACCAGAAAUCCUUCAGCUUCUGGAAUCCAAGCAUAACAUCACUUUUGUUGAAAGAUGUUGCAGUGAGUCAUUACAGCUCUUUGGAGACACAGAUCAAUAUGUUGUGUUGACAAUAGAUGAACACACUGCUAUAGUUUUGCAGAAUGUGGAAGAACUAAGCUGUGAGAAAUCUGCCGACAAUAUCAUACUGAGACUGAUAGCACUGUCUCUCCAGUACAGCUGUUGCUGGAUCAUAUUAUACUCCAGAGAGAGACUGAGUUCAGAGUACAGUCUAACAGGAAAGACUCUGCAUCAUCUAGCCUUAAUAUAUGCAGGUUUGAUUUCAUUUGCACAGAAAUCUGAAGACUUUGAAGUGAAGAUGGCUCUUGCACCAGGGAUUGAAGAGACAGCACUGUUAAUUCGUCAGAUUGCUAACAACAUUCUGGUAUCUUCCCAGACAAAUCCCCAUGAGUGGCUGGACAAAUCAUGGCUUUCUGUCUUGCCAACUGAGGCAGAGAAGCAGUUACUUGCUUUUCCAUGCCUGAACCCUCUAGUAGCUCAGCUCAUGUUGAAAAGAGGGUAUUCAUUGAACAGGCUUUUGUCAGCAACUUUUGACCAACUUCAGGAACUCCUGCCUGAGGUUCCAGAAAAGGUGUUAAAGCUUUUUAGUGAUAUCACAUCUCUAUACAACCUAAAUUCUUCCACUCCGACCAAAACACUAGUGAGGAUUGUAUCUCCCCAAGAAAACUGGAACGUGUCUAACACCUUUUCUCCGGCUUCAUUUCCCAAGUCUUUGACCUCCAGCAUUCAAGGAAACCAGAAGGAUCAGUGUUCAGAAUUGCCUGAUAAUGUACAGAACACCAUAAAUCAGUCUUGGGAUUUUUACAAAAAUGGAUCUGGUUCUCCACUGAAAUCAAGUGAAAGCCAAACAAUUUUAGCAUCUUCACUACCUUAUUAUGGAUGGGUCAGUUGUCCUGAAGAAACGGAUGGUAGUGAAAAUAGUCACCAUUAUCUUCCUUCUCUGAGAAAUGUAGCAACAGAGAGAGCAGUUAGUCCCUCAUUUUUAAAACAGAACAAUUCAAAUAUAUUUACUACUUCAGUUCAUGUGAAUUAUGAAGCCAGAAUCCCACCACUGAGUCACAGCCAAGAUGUCACUGACUCCAACCUUUCAAGUUACCUGCAAAAAGAGUUUCAUGCUUCAAAUGCAGCAGUAGGCAGCAAGCUGGAUACCUCUGAUUCCUCGGUCCUUCCAAAGAACUCUGAGGCCUUUGCUCAUCAGGAUAUUAACAAUCAUUUAUUUCAUGUACAGACACAACCACUGAUAAUGCAUUGUAACUCUGAUCAGGCUUCCAAGCAGGAAUGGUAUCUUGUCUCUAAAAAAGAUGAUUUUUUUGCAAGCUUUAAUGAGUUUUCAUUCCAGGGAAGUUCCAAGAAUUUUCUAGAAAAAUUUGCAGGGAUGGCAGACAGCAGUGCAGGAGUUCAGGAUAAGGGGUCUCUCUGGCCUAAGUAUCCAUCUGAUCACACAUUGGAUUCAUCUGCACCUGACUUCAGUCUCUGUGAUUCAUUUGCUAAUCCAAAUGAACAAAGAAAUCUAAAUUUUUACCCAAAAGCUAGAGAAUCUUCAAGAAAGAGGCGGCCUGGUGAAUCUUUAUUAAACCUUAAGGAAAAAGAUGUUUUAACAGGUUUAGGACUUGUACAGGUACCACAGCUUAAGAAAAAGCGACUUACAUUUGAAAAGGUCCCUGGAAGAAGUGAUGGACAAACACGUCUUAAAUUCUUUUGACGCAAACUGAGAAUUAGAUAUGACAGAUGUUUUUUAAAAAGCAUGGAAUAUUUUAAGAGAGCCAUAUUAAAUAAUUUAAUAAUCACUUUUGCCCCAGUUUUCUGGUAAUUUUCAUAUGCUGAGAAGUUAUUUGGUUAAGGAUUUGCAUUAUUAAUUAAUGUUAUUUUUUAAAUAUUUUACCAAACAAGUUAGUUGAUUAAACCUGGACAACUACUAGGAAGAAAUGUCUGUUCUUAGUGAUAAAUAAAAGAUAAUUUUA
Molecule: messenger RNA, 4885 nt
Organism: Gavialis gangeticus (Gharial)
Lineage: Eukaryota; Metazoa; Chordata; Crocodylia; Gavialidae
Gene: SHOC1
Product: chromosome unknown C9orf84 homolog
Exons: 24
Coding region: 1-4626 (1541 amino acids)
Biological process (GO): resolution of meiotic recombination intermediates
Cellular component (GO): condensed nuclear chromosome
Molecular function (GO): single-stranded DNA binding; ATP hydrolysis activity
Source: RefSeq, a predicted model, not a curated record